ACGGGUAGGAAGGGAAGAUAUCCGCACUAACCGGUGUGUUGGCAGAUUUCCUUCGCCGGUGGCUGUGUCUGAGAACGGAGUGGAGUGGAGUGGAGUGGAGCUUUGGCUGUACCGACGUGGUGUGAACGAUGGAAUUGAUUUAACCCACUUAUCUGCUGCAGAGUUUGCUCCGGAACACUCCAUCAGUGCGGGAAGUCAAGCUGUACGUAUUUGAACGACAUAUUUGCGUCUUACACCACCAACACUUAAUAACCUGAUGACCACCCGGAUCUCCAUGCGGUCCCUGCCCUCCUUGGGCUCCAUUGGCAAUGCAAGCUCUGACCCCCGUUUCCAUUUCAAAUGGAGGGCUAUCACAGUGGUAACUAUACUGGCCUUGGGCCUGCUGCUCUAUCUGCACCAGACAGCAGGAGGCACUACAGAGGAAACGCCACUCUCUUCAUCAAAGCAUCAUAGUGAGGGUGCACGCUGGCUUGUUAAGAGUGCGACGACAAAAACGGCGGCCCGUUACAACCACACCUACCCUCUGAGCCCGCCAGAGCGCACACCAAAUGGUGUCCGUUACCGCAUAGCUGUGAUCGCGGACUUGGACACAAACUCGCGCAGCACAAAGGACAAUACCUGGUUCAGCUACAUGCAGCGAGGCUACCUGCUAGUGUCAGACAACGGAGAACACUUGGAGAUCGAGUGGGACCCAGUCAAGGUGGUGCUGGAGAGCCAUUUAUCAGAAAAAGGGCGUGGGAUGGAGCUUUCAGACCUAGUGGCAUUUAACGGGCAUCUGUACAGUGUAGAUGAUCGGACAGGCGUGGUUUACCGCAUUGAAGACAACCGGGCUGUACCAUGGGUCAUCCUGCCUGAUGGAGAUGGCAGCGUUUCCAAAGGUUUUAAGGCAGAGUGGCUGGCAGUGAAGGAUGAGCACCUGUAUGUCGGUGGGCUGGGAAAAGAGUGGACAACCACCAUGGGUGAAUUCGUCAACAACGACCCCCAGUGGGUCAAAGUCAUCGGCUUGCAGGGUGACGUGCACCAUGAGAACUGGGUACCCCAUUACGUCGCACUGAGGGGUGCAGCAGGCAUCAAGCCACCUGGUUAUUUGAUCCACGAGUCAGCAGUGUGGAGUGAGCGUCGUCAGCGUUGGUACUUCCUCCCUCGCCGCGCCAGCCCCGAACGCUACGAGGAAACAGCUGACGAGCGCCGUGCCACAAACCUGCUUCUGACCUGCACCGCUGAUUUCGGCCACAUUUCAACGUCCAGAGUCGGGCGGCUGCUUCCCACUCACGGCUUCUCAGCCUUCAGGUUCGUUCCCAAAACCAAUGACCAUGUAAUCCUGGCACUGAAGUCUGAGGAGGACGCAGGCAAAAUCGCUAGCUACAUCACAGCAUUCACACUGGACGGACGAGUCCUGAUGCCUGAGACAAAGAUUGGAGAUGUGAAAUAUGAAGGCCUGGAGUUCAUCUAGUUGAGCAGAGAAGAUUAAUUUCUCAUGUAGGAAGUCACUGGGUAUGUGACCAUGUGGGAAUCAGUCCGUCAGAUGUAGAUAUAAAAUGUCAUGAAGAGAUCCGUUUAUUUUAUAUAUUUCUAUAUGAAUACUGUACCCUGUAUGUUCUCAUGGAGAGCCGCCAGCAGAAGCACCCAAUACCUGUGCUGUCAUGGCAACGGAGAUCAAUGAAGUUGACGGGAAAAAAAGACAUAGCUACACAACAAGCUCACAGAGCUUACACAAACUGUGUAGUCUUUAAACUUUCCUCAGCAACAGUGCUGCUAAAGACUCAGGAUUGGUUUUUUGAGCCAAAACGCACAACAUGGAUUAACUCUAACCAAAUGGAAAUGACACAAAAGGCAAAUAUGUCUUUUAUUAUGUGAACUUGAAGGAUGAAGAGGAAUCAUUUUCUUUUCAGUGUCCUUUUAUUUAUAACAUUUUAAUAGAUCAUGCAAAUAUAUGUAAAUUGCAUUAAAGUCACCCAAAACAUAUUUUGAGCCCCAGGUUUGUGGUGGUUUUAUAAUAACUGCUAUCAUUCAAAACAAAACAGAAAAACACUUUUACCCUCAUUGGACAUUAUCCUGCACAUAUCUCAUUAUAUGCAAAUUGUUACUACAUCCAGUAGUAGAGAGAAUUAUAAUGUACAGUAAUAAUAAUAAUGAACAAUUUUAUCAAUAAUAAUUAGUAAUAAUCAACUAGUCAGAAUGCUCAGAAUAUAGUUUAAUAAUACAAUAUUUUACAAGGUUUAGGGUGACUUUAACAACACCGUCUGAAUGAGUGUUUUGUCUUUCUGAUUUAUUCUCAUGUUUUUAAAUCCUGCUGAAAUGCAUAUAUGCUCACUGAAUGUUUCUCUUCUGAGUUGUGGCUGUGAUCAUUAAUAUUUAAUAGCCUUUAUCUUAAACAGGAAAUUAAAAUUAAGAUGCCUAAACA
Molecule: messenger RNA, 2404 nt
Organism: Clarias gariepinus (North African catfish)
Lineage: Eukaryota; Metazoa; Chordata; Actinopteri; Siluriformes; Clariidae
Gene: cant1b
Product: calcium activated nucleotidase 1b
Exons: 4
Coding region: 257-1453 (398 amino acids)
Biological process (GO): proteoglycan biosynthetic process
Molecular function (GO): UDP phosphatase activity; GDP phosphatase activity; calcium ion binding
Source: RefSeq, a predicted model, not a curated record